UCUACAAAGCCGAAACUUCCCCCAAAUUUUGGACACGCUGUGCUGCCUGCUGUAGUCAGAGUAGCAGGAAUCCUGCUGGUUUGCAGCUAUGACACUGAAGGUUUUAUCCAGCCUGCCAAAAGGGGUUAUUAGACUGCGCCAGCACCAGCUACUGGAAGCAAUGCUAAAGAAAGUAGUCAGCUCCCAUGACAUGGGGAAGGAAGUGCUGGAAGAGGCAGAGGAGACAUUAAAGAAUCUUCAGCGACUCCCCCAACCUGCUGCCCCCCAAGCAAAGCUCCUAGACUCUGGAUCAGUGUGGGUCAGCUGGGAGGGUCAUAGAGCAGAGAGUGGCUUCCCAGUUACAUACAGACUGUACGAUGGAGACAGGCUUCUGUACUGUGGCCCAUCCUGCUCCUUUCUAGCCCCUCAGGGCAAACUUGGCCAAGAGUAUCACCUGAAGGUUGUCAUGGAGACUGAAGUUGACCAGAGCCAAGACAGUCCUGUUUAUGUACUGUUGAUGGAAGAACCGAUUCCCAGCAGCCCGCAAGACUUCAAAGUGAUUGGCCGAACAGCAACACAAAUAAAGCUAUGCUGGUCCCCUCCAGUAGACUGUGGUGCCCCCAUAAAAUAUUACAUAGUGUAUCGCGAGGAUGUGGUUAUUGAGACAACCUCUGAGCUGAGUUGCAUAGCAGGAGGUCUAUCCCCAUGCACCAAUACACCUGCACGGUCUGCGCCAUCACCAGUGAAGGACGAUAUGAGAGCCGUCCAGUCAGCAAGCGCACUGCCAAAGAUGAAUACAUCGCACUUAGCAGAAGAGAUUCCAUCCUCUCAUGGACUACAGAAUCCAGCGAUGGUGCAGAAUGUUCAACCAAGCCCGAUUCUCAUGGUGAUGCCUUCAGUCCACGGCCAGAAGAAAAGAUCCAGCAGAGCAACAAGCGUGGCCCUGAGAGAUCUGCAUCCCAGGGGAAUGUCCGGUGCUCCCCUAAGCCUCACACCUGAGUCCCUCCUGCUGCAGCGGCCCAAGAUGGACAGUGAUCUCACAUGGCACCCACUGGCAAACGCUCAAGACCAGGGAAUGCGAGAGGAUCUGGGAGAAGAGAAUAAGGAUAUGAGCCCCAGGAAGGCAUUGCAGCCCAUAAGAGCAGAUCCGCUGCUCAGAUUUAGGCACAGGAACCAGACGCUUAAGGCUUGGGACAGUACCGGAUCUCUGAAGGCUGGAGAAGGAUUGCUGCACAGAUCUGGUGCUUCCACUACCAAUGAAGAAGAAAAGAGUCGCCUGAAACCGGCGUCUAAAAGUUUAAUGAGAAAAGAUGCACUCGUGUUCCGGGCGGCCGGGUUACUAAACAGCAGUCACCCAGCCUUCUCUCACCUCUCCUGGGAACCUAAUCAGCAGCAAAACUUGGGGAGAAAAUCAGUGAAGUCAAUCAAGGGCUACAGAAUACGAGAGUACCUCCCAAAAAAUAUUCAGAGGGGUACUUUGGCUUUAGUAGGAUAUCCAAGUACUGGAUUCUGCCCGCCCCUAGAUCAUCCAGUAGCAUGGAAGCCCUGA
This is a messenger RNA of Xenopus laevis (African clawed frog), 1528 nucleotides long. RefSeq lists its product as uncharacterized. Lineage: Eukaryota; Metazoa; Chordata; Amphibia; Anura; Pipidae. The transcript has 12 exons. The record is from RefSeq and is a predicted model, not a curated record. Bases 89 to 1528 code for a protein of 479 amino acids.